Messenger RNA from Pecten maximus, 1452 nucleotides. RefSeq lists its product as uncharacterized. The record is from RefSeq and is a predicted model, not a curated record. Lineage: Eukaryota; Metazoa; Mollusca; Bivalvia; Pectinida; Pectinidae. The coding region runs from base 117 to 1322 and encodes 401 amino acids. The transcript has a single exon.
ACCGAUAAAACAAGCGAACAAACCAGGACCAGGCGGUACUACCAGAGGUAUGUAAGAUACACCCCGGUAAAACAUGCCAACUGUUCUGUACAGAGUGUAACGUCGCCAUCUGUUCAAUGUGUUUUACAACGAAACAUAACCAGCACGCAUUCAAACAUUUUGAAGAUGAAAUUAACACCCAGAAACAUUACGUACGUGAACAGUUGAAAACGUUGAAAUCCAAGUUAGGUCAAUUCAAUGAGAAGUUAUCAAACCGUCGGAAAGAGAUCACAACAUUCAAAGAAAGUGUUGAUAUUAUCUCUAAAGAUGUGAAAGAGAGAGGAACAAAGAUAAAGGUAGGAAUAGAUUAUAUAGUGGACAAUGUCCUUGCUGAAUUAUCAUCACUGGUUGCUGAAGAAGAUAGACUCUUCCAACAUGAUUGUGAGCAUGAUGAUAAAAGUGUCAAACAAAUAAAGCAGCUGAUCGGAGAAGUGGAGCAGCAGUCGGAAAAUCCAUCAAGUGGAACUUUGUUUGAGCUGACGGGGAGAUUGAGGACCACUUUACCACUUUAUGACGUUACUGGUACAAGUGUACCGACACGUCCACUUAGCUUUGAAACCGGCCAAAUUAAUACAGACCAAUUGAAAAAGAUGAUCGGAUAUGUUCAGACGGGGAGUAAGAAUUAUUCAACGCCAAAGUAUGAAAAGAAGGAAAUAAAUAACCAGCAUGUCCGGAAACUUACUACAUUCCAAACUUCUCCAAACAAAUCCAUAUUUUCAAUAUGUCCAAUAGACAACACCUAUACAUGGAUAUCAAGGUUUGGGUGUCGGGAUCUGCUCCGAGUCAAUAAAAAGGGAAACGUCACGGAGACUGUGAAGCUUGAUUUCGCACCUUGGAGUUUGGCUUUGACCAACUCUGGACUACUAAUGACUCUCCAGGAUCAUUCACCAUUUAUACACAAACUGUCAGAGAACAGACAAGUGACGAUCUUCGCUGACAUCAGCCCAUUUAAGGCCUGGUUUAUCAGUGUUAGUGACACAGACGAGGUGAUCGUUAGUACUGGUACUACAACAAUACUGGUACUUAACAUGUCUGGGGACAAGGUUAGACAAAUCUCGUGUGGACCUGCCGGGAAACGUAUAGUAUGUUUGACCCGAGGGAAUGUCGCUAUUACCACUGGAGGUACUGACUUUCAAAAACUGAAUAUCGUCAACAAAUCAGGUCAGAUUAUACACACAUGGAGUGGAGAACUGGACAAUGGUCAGACGCUACCCGGAACGAGACAGAAUAGUAUAGCACGUGAUGAAUAUGACAGAGUAUUUGUACCAGACCUUGGACACUAACCAGGUAUAUGUCAUCUCACGGAAUGAGAAAAAGGCAAACUGUAUCCUGGACGAGAAACACAGAGUACGACAUCCAAUGGCAGUAGGUGUAGACAGGUGUGGACAUGUUUGGAUCGGCUGUGGUAAUGGU